AAUUGUACUCAAAUUUGAAAUAUUCUUAACUGAACCAAUUGGAAGAUAUAUAAAACUUGAAUGGUUUAACUCUGAAAACCUAAUCUAAACCUGAAGAAGAGAUACUUGUAUGUUAUAUCUAAAGAAGCUUUGCACUUUCCGUUUUUAUGAAAUUAGGCCCAAACUUUAUAAAGUAACAACUUAAUGUGUUUCAGUUUAUAAUUUAUCUCGAUUUGGCUGUAAAACUAAAAGAGAAAAAGUGACAGAGGUUGUUACACAAAAGCGGCACCGGCCGACAUGAACUUCUCCGGGAAAUAGACUUGUCAAAGCGCGUACAGUGCACAGCAAUAUCCACUGUUGUCUGCUACUCUCAAUCAAACAUAAAGUUAAAGGACAAAAAAAAAAGAAGAAGCUGAAUUUAUAUUUCUUUUUUGACUUGAGUUAGUUUCAAAUCGUAGAUCCCGCUCUGUUUUUUGUUCACACCUUUUGUCACUCUCCAUAUCUCAAACAGAACAAAAAGCAAAGCAAACAGAAAAAGUUAUUUUCUUUAUACGUUACACUCAGUUUAGUUUUGAGAACACUGACACAAUAGGCAUAGAUAGAACCAUGAAGAUAAAGUCAUCGUCUUCUUCUUCGCUCUCACUCGCCUCAAAGACUCAUUCUUUCGGCUGUAUCUCUCUGUUUCUUCAAAGAUUCCUCUGUUCCGGUGCUUCUUCUACGUACCCGUCUGAUCAUAUCACUGAACCGGGGUUCGAGUCUCCUGAGUUCGCCGAUGAACCAGCUAGAGUCAGAGGAGGUGAGCCAGGAGCUGUGGCGAGGCUCAUGGGUUUGGAUUCGAUUCCCGUAACUGACAAAACCAGAGUUCUCUCAAGGAGCCGUUCGGUGAAUUCUGUUAGGGAUGACGAUGAGAUUCAAGGAAAGCAUAGAAGAGCUAAGUCCACUCUGGAGUAUGUUGAGCUCGAAGACGACAACUUCUUCAUUCUCAGCUUCGAGAAAGGGAGAGAUGAUAAGGUUCCUGGAGAGCUAAAGCAGCUGGUGGGAGCAAGAAAAUAUAAGAAGAGACGAGAAACUAGAGAGCAUCAAACACACGCAGAGGGUAAAGAGAACGACAUGGACGUUUCACCAGGACGGGAGAGGCUUGAGGCUGGAGAACUGAAGCAGCGUAGAAAGGAGAAACGUAAGAACAUGAGAAAAAGAAGAGAAAUUAAGUUGAGACAGAACAUCAAGAACUAUGGAGACUUAGACAACUGCGAAGUAAAAUCAAUGAAGGAGGAAAAAGAAGAAGAGUGUAGAAGCUGCGAUGACUCGAGCCCUGUUUCGGUUCUCGAUUAUGUUCGAAUAACUCCGGAACCAGAGAACACUUCAAGAAGACGGUUAUCUUCAGUACUCGAAACUAGUAAGAGCAACGUAACAGUUCAAGAAGAUCACAGAUCAAGAGUGUCUGAAAUCGCAGUUCAUGGCGACCAAGAGAUGUGGCUCAUGAUUUGCAGACUCACUGUAUCCGAGCUUGAAGAGUCAAACUCGGUUUACAGAAAAGCUUCAAAGCUUGGAGAUUUGGAAGGAAGAAGCAUAAGCGAAGAUAUAGCCUCAAACAUUUUAGAUCAACUCUUAGAAGAAACAGUUAUAACACUUUCCCUAAAUCCACAAGUGUAAAUAUAUUUUCUAUCUUCCAGUAAUAACAUUACUACUAAA
Molecule: messenger RNA, 1671 nt
Organism: Raphanus sativus (radish)
Lineage: Eukaryota; Viridiplantae; Streptophyta; Magnoliopsida; Brassicales; Brassicaceae
Exons: 2
Coding region: 586-1632 (348 amino acids)
Source: RefSeq, a predicted model, not a curated record